Chelonoidis abingdonii (Abingdon island giant tortoise) is the source of this 1491-nucleotide messenger RNA. Its product is annotated as noggin-like. The record is from RefSeq and is a predicted model, not a curated record. Gene Ontology annotation, biological process: negative regulation of cell differentiation; osteoblast differentiation; dorsal/ventral pattern formation. Lineage: Eukaryota; Metazoa; Chordata; Testudines; Testudinidae.
UUGGCAUCACCCACUGCCUCUACACCCACUCAUCCAUUUUGUGCAUGUGUGUGUCCCUGUGAAUAGCUGGUUGUGUCUCUGUGACAGCAGCAGUGUCUGGUAUCAGACUCUGUAACUAGGGGAAAGGGGAAGGAUUUCUCUCAGCCAAAGGGAUCCACUGAUAACCAGAGAGGUAGAGGGAGGGAACUCAGAGUGCCAGCCUGCAGCAAGACACACACAAGGGGAGCCCUGAAGGAGCUGCACCCAUCAUGGAGAUGGCCAGAGCAGGUUUCAUUUGCCUGUUGCUGCUGGAGAGCUGGGCCCAGGGGCCUCUUCCCUCUGGAUCCUCUCUCCUCUCCCAGGAGGGAGACCUUACCCUAAGUGAGGACCUUCUGCUGCCUGAGAAGAUCAGUGAGACCACCUCACCCAAUCCUGACAUCCACCUCAUCCGGAGCAAGCCAUCUGCCCACGUGAGGCCAUAUAGCCUGUCCCGCUCUCCCAAUGACUACCACUACUCCCCCAAACCCAAGCAUCUCAGGGCCCCUCGGUUGUUGAAGCUGCUGGGCCCCUCCUACGACCCCUUCUGGAUGUCCCCGCAGGAUCCACGAAGCCGCAACACCAGCCUGGAGCAGCUGGGCACCCUGAGCCAGGACCUGGCUGAUGGCACCAGCCGUUACCGGAAGAAGCUGCUGCAGGAGGCUGAAAAUGUGGAGCUCCCUGUCCUGCUGCCCCCUGAGGAGGGGAUGGCCAGCAACCUAAGCCAAGCUGUCACCCACCGCCUCCGUCAGUGGCUGGUGGACAGCGCCACCUGCCACCUGACCUCAUCCUGGGUGGAUCUGGGGCCUGUCUUCUGGCCACGUUGGGUUCGCCACACAGAGUGCGACACCUCCCACACUGGCUGCUCCUGGCCUCCUGGCAUGACCUGCCGUCCUGCCCAGUUCACCCACAUCAAGCUCCUGGUCUGGCACUGCUGGAUAAGCAAGGACCCAGCCAUAGACAUGGGCAGGACUCUCCAGCAAUGCACCUGGAGGCAGAUCCCGUACCCAGUAGUGUCUGCUUGCAAGUGCUCCUGUCGGUAAUCGGACAGUGAGGGGCAGGGGACUCUUCCCCCACUGGAGGGGUGAGAUCAUGGGUGCAUUGCCACCUCGGUGCUCCUUCAGGGGUUUGCUAUCAUGUUGCAGCAGUUUGAAAUCACCUGCGCAGCCAAGGCUCAAGAGGCUGAGCGAAGGAUGGCAUGAUCCCACCCACGUUCCCUGCUGCAGAUAGAGCUGGGAGUCCUCUCCAGAUGUUCUCAUCUCCACCUGGACCAGCCAGAUAUCACAGAGAUACUCAUCUGAUCUCUCCACCCACUACAGCCAGGAUCCAGCAUCCUCCUGGUGGAAGUCCUGAGGCUGUGGAAAGCUGGGGAUCCCUAGAAAAUUACAGAAGAGGGGGAGCCAGAACUUGGGCUCCCCUCCCACAUCCAAGGGAAUAAACCCAGAAACAGAGUGCCAUGGGAACUGGGGGCACCAA